CCCACCUAAAAAGAAAAAAAAUCACCAGCUGAAUCGCACCAUCUCGUUCCUCUUCCUCCGUCCCCAAUCCCCUCUCCUCCCGCAGUCCCCCACAGGUCACAACCCUAGCUGCCCCCAAAUCCAUGGAUCCCACCAAAUCCAGCACCCCUCCGCCUCCCCCAGUCAUGGGCGCCCCCGUUGCCUACCCUCCGGCGGCUUACCCUCCCGCUGCGGCCGCCGGCGCCGCCGCUUACGCCCCGCAGCUCUACGCGCCGCCCGCCGCAGCUGCAGCCCAGCAGGCUGCCGCGGCGCAGCAGCAGCUGCAGAUGUUCUGGGCGGAGCAGUACCGCGAGAUCGAGGCCACCACGGACUUCAAGAACCACAACCUCCCGCUCGCCCGCAUCAAGAAGAUCAUGAAGGCCGACGAGGACGUCCGCAUGAUCGCCGCCGAGGCCCCCGUCGUGUUCGCGCGCGCAUGCGAGAUGUUCAUCCUCGAGCUCACCCACCGCGGCUGGGCGCACGCGGAGGAGAACAAGCGCCGCACGCUCCAGAAGUCCGACAUUGGCGCCGCCAUCGCCCGCACCGAGGUGUUCGACUUCCUCGUCGACAUCGUGCCGCGCGACGACGCCAAGGACGCCGACGCGGCCGCUGCCGCAGCCGCCGCGGCUGCGGCUGCCGGGAUCCCGCGCCCCGCCGCCGGUGUGCCUGCUACCGACCCGCUUGCCUACUACUAUGUCCCUCAGCAGUAAUGUAUCAUCGCCGCCUUCUUAGUCGUUUCCCAAGCGCAGAAUGUGUUGUCGUGCUGUUUCGUGACUGUCGUAGUUGCUACUGCUGUUGUUGCCGCGUAAUAAGACUUGUUGAUGAUUGAUGGGCAUCCCCCUGAGCUUAAGAAUUGAGCAUGUUUCAUUCUAGAAUCUCGACUAAGUUUGUUGUAUUGGCGGAUGCCCUCUGAUUGGGUUGGUAGUGUAUGCCUAAGCCUAACUCAUCCGAUGCUGUAAUCCGACAAGUAUUAUGCGGGUGUUUGGUAAUUAUGGUGCAAUUUCUGUUCUUCA
Molecule: messenger RNA, 1031 nt
Organism: Panicum virgatum (switchgrass)
Lineage: Eukaryota; Viridiplantae; Streptophyta; Magnoliopsida; Poales; Poaceae
Product: nuclear transcription factor Y subunit C-6-like
Exons: 1
Coding region: 123-728 (201 amino acids)
Biological process (GO): regulation of DNA-templated transcription
Cellular component (GO): nucleus
Molecular function (GO): DNA-binding transcription activator activity, RNA polymerase II-specific; protein heterodimerization activity
Source: RefSeq, a predicted model, not a curated record